This is a messenger RNA of Telopea speciosissima, 714 nucleotides long. Its product is annotated as B3 domain-containing protein At4g01580-like. The coding region runs from base 1 to 714 and encodes 237 amino acids. NCBI's taxonomy places the organism in Eukaryota, Viridiplantae, Streptophyta, Magnoliopsida, Proteales, Proteaceae. The record is from RefSeq and is a predicted model, not a curated record. Gene Ontology annotation, molecular function: DNA binding. The transcript is spliced from 3 exons.
AUGCUGAGUCACCGGACGCUAUCCCACAGGCAGAGUUCACAGGCAAGGAGACCCCAUUUCUUCAAAGUCAUCCUCGAACCAAGCAUCCGCGAUGGGAAGCUCGAGAUCCCAGUUGAAUUUGUGAGAAAAUUUGGAGGAGAGCUCCCUGAUGUUGCAGUCCUCGAGGUUCCUGGUGGAAGAGAAUGGUCCAUAGAAUUAAAAAAAAUUGAUGGAGCAGUUUGGUUCCACAAUGGUUGGCAGGGAUUCUUGAAGCAUUACAAUAUAUCUGCUGGUCAUUUUCUAGUUUUCAGAUAUGAUGGCAAUUCACAUUUCUUUGUUCUUAUAUUCAAUGAGAAUGCUUGUGAAAUCAAGUAUUUACAUAAUGUUGAUACUCCGGGAGAGUCCAACCUUCUUAAUAAAGGUUCGAUGCUUGAAAGUGGAAAAAGAGGAAGUGGAGUCCAGUUCAGUUUGGGAAAGAGACCUGCAUCAACUUGUGAUAUUGGAUCAACUUCUAAACCUAGUGGGCUUUGUAGAAAGAAUCGAAUGAAAAACAAAGACCAAAGGAAGAUGGAAGAGCUACCUUAUGCGUGUGAACCAAAUCAAGUAAAAAAGGAUAGAAGUAAAGAAGGUGAAGACACAUUCUGUAUGAAACAGGAUGAGCAUAUGCGCAAGCCCUUAGCUGAGAGAACAAGAAGGUCAAAAACAAGACAAGAAAGAGAGAAGGCAAAACUGUAA